Carya illinoinensis is the source of this 2520-nucleotide messenger RNA. Its product is annotated as receptor like protein 22-like. The transcript has 2 exons. Gene Ontology annotation, molecular function: protein binding. NCBI's taxonomy places the organism in Eukaryota, Viridiplantae, Streptophyta, Magnoliopsida, Fagales, Juglandaceae. The record is from RefSeq and is a predicted model, not a curated record. Bases 1 to 2520 code for a protein of 839 amino acids.
AUGCUCGCUUAUGCUUCUUCUUUCACGGAAAUCCUUUGCCGGGUUGAUGAGAGCGCAGCCUUGCUGCAAUUCAAGGAAAGCUUUGUCAUCAUUAAUCAAUCCAAAUCUCACAAUCCUUCUGCUUAUCCAAAGGUCUCCUCUUGGACGCUGGAAGGAGACAAUAGUGAUUGCUGCUUAUGGGAUGGAGUUGAGUGCGAUGAAGACACAGGUCAUGUCAUUGGCCUCGACCUCAGUAGCGGUCUUCUCUAUGGUUCUCUUGCUCCCAACAGCAGCCUUUUCCGCCUUGUUCACCUUCAAAGCCUUAAUCUCGCCUACAAUCACUUUAACUACUCCCAAAUCCCGUCCCAGGUUCUUGAUGUGGCUUACAAUGAAGGUCUCACUGGUUAUUUGUCUGAGUUCACAUGGAGUAGCCCCCUUGAGGUAUUGAACCUCGCAUUCACAAGUUUUUUAGGUGAGAUACCCACUUCAAUAGGGAAUCUGGGCUCCCUGAAUACGUUGGAUUUGCGGAGUUGCAACUUUUCGGGGUCCAUUCCCUCUUCACUGGGUAACCUCACAAGCCUCAUUUAUCUUGAGAUUUCAAAUAAUUCUUUCGUGGGUAAGAUCCCAUCAUCAAUGGGAAAUCUAACACAACUCACUGACCUUUCUCUACGCUAUAACCUACUUGACGGAGAAAUUCCUUUCCCUCUAAUGAAUCUCACAAAGUUAACUUCAUUAGAACUUGGGAACAACAACCUUGAAGGUCGAAUUCCAGAUUCAAUCUUUAAUCUCAAGAAUCUUAAAUACCUUGAUCUUGGCAGGAACAGCUUUAGUGGCAGUGUGGAGUUUGGCAAGUUUGUUAAGCUCAAAUAUUUAACUAUUUUGAUUCUAUCGAAUAAUCAAGUAUCCGUACUUAUUGAAGAUGCCAAUGCCAAUGCGAGUCUGCCAAAGUUUCAGUUUUUGGGAUUAUCUUCGUGCAACUUGAACAAGUUUCCAGAUUUCUUAAAAAAUCAAGAUCGAUUAGUGUGUUUGGAUCUGUCCAACAACAACAUCCAUGGCAUGGUACCGGAAUGGAUCUGGGACACGAGCAAAUUGAGUCUUGAGGUUCUUUGCCUCGCGAAAAACUUUAUAACAAGCAUAGGUCAACAUCCAAUGCCUCUUACAGGAACUCGUCUUGUUGGUUUAAACCUCAGGUCUAAUUUGCUUCAAGGGUCGCUUCCCAUUCCACCAGCCACCAUUUCUCAUUAUGAUAUGUCGGAGAACUCACUGACUGGAAAUAUUUCGGAAUUGAUUUGCAGUCUCACUUCCAUUCAAGUCCUUGAUUUGGCAAAUAACAACUUGAGUGGUUCACUUCCUAGAUGUAUGCAGAACUUUGGUGCCUCUCUCUUAGUGAUUGACCUGGAGAGUUACAAAUUUCGAGGAAACAUUCCACAAACAUGGACACAGGGAACCGAGUUAAGGAUAAUCAAUCUCAGACACAACAGAUUCCAAGGACAGUUACCAAGAUCGUUGGCCAAGUGUAUGAUGUUGGAGGUUGCUGACUUCAGUGACAACAAAUUGCAUGAUAUAUUUCCCUCUUGGUUGGAAAAUCUUCCAAACCUGAAGGUUCUCAAUUUGCGCUCAAACAACUUCCAUGGCCAGAUAGGAGCAUCAAAAGCUGGCUAUAAUUUUCCCAACUUGCGAGUCAUUGACCUUUCCCUCAAUGGUUUUACUGGGAAACUGCCAUUUGAAAUUUUUGGAAAUUAUUGGAAGCCUCGUGAAUUUGCUAAUUCACAUAUUUUGUCAUAUAUCCAAGUAAACUCAUCUGUUGUACCACGAAGAUUUUUGUGUAAAGCUUGGCUCUAUGAUUAUAAUUACACCAUGACCCUGACAAAUAAGGGAGUUGCUGUCUUUUACGAGAAGGUCCUAGAAUUAUUCAAAGCCAUUGAUAUCUCGAGCAACAGAUUUGGUGGAGAGAUUCCUGAAUCCAUUGAAAAUUUAAGGGGGUUUCGUUUGGUCAAUCUUUCUAAUAAUGUUCUCACGGGCCACAUCCCACUUUCAUUAGCAAAUCUUACAGAGCUGGAAUCAUUAGACCUUUCUGAAAACAACUUGUCUGGGGAGAUCCCACAGCAACUAACACAACUCACCUUCUUGGGAUUUUUCAAUGUUUCAAACAAUCUUCUCACAGGACCUAUACCACAAGGGAACCAAUUUGGUACAUUUGGAAACAAUUCAUAUGAGGGGAAUUCAGAGCUAUGUGGGAGACCUCUCUCAAAGGACUGUGAGGAUUCUAAUGCUUAUUUGCCAGCACCUCCUUCAAUCUCUGUAGAUCAAAGUCAAGAAUCGGGAUCUGCAUUUGAAUUUGGUUGGGAAAUUCUUGUGGUAGUUGUGGUAGGUUAUGCAUUUGGACAAGUUGUUGGAGUGACAAUUGGGCAUAUUGUGAUUACAAGAAAACAUGAUUGGUUCAUGAACAUUUUUGGAAAAAAUUCCUUACUUAUAACCUCUAUUUUGUUUAGCGGUUGCGUGGUCUUGAGUGUAAUCGUCUUUUGGCUCUAUUUGAAGUAG